Messenger RNA from Chenopodium quinoa (quinoa), 948 nucleotides. Its product is annotated as probable aspartic protease At2g35615. The coding region runs from base 1 to 948 and encodes 315 amino acids. Gene Ontology annotation, biological process: proteolysis. Lineage: Eukaryota; Viridiplantae; Streptophyta; Magnoliopsida; Caryophyllales; Amaranthaceae. The record is from RefSeq and is a predicted model, not a curated record. The transcript has 3 exons. Gene Ontology annotation, molecular function: aspartic-type endopeptidase activity. Gene Ontology annotation, cellular component: extracellular region.
AUGGGUCACAAUAGCACAUCCUCACCAAUGCUCAAAACCGAGCUCAUAAUUGACACCGGCAGCAGCCUCACUUGGGUGCAAGCUACUCCAUGUGACUCCUGCUAUGAACAAGGCACAUUCCCAUACUACAACCGUUUUGCUUCUGAAAGCUAUGAAGCAAUUAAUUGUAAAGAUGAGAUUUGUAAAGAUGUCCCUCGAGCUUCGCACAAUGAGUGUCUCGACUUACCCUGGGACUCAAAGGAGCCUUGCUCGUAUGAUACCGAAUAUGGUGAUGGAACUACCUCUAGUGGUGUCAUUGGUACCGAGACUUUUUACUUUCAAGACCCGUAUGUUGGGUUUGGGAAUGAGCCUGUGACGUUUGUGCCUUUUGGGUUAGGAACGUCGAAUCAUAUCCCUCAAUGGGUUAACGCGAGUACCCCUGGCAUUGCAGGUCUCAUGCGUGGUCCUGGAACCUUGAUCGACAGGCUAAAGGUGAAGAAAUUCUCUCAUUGCUUCUCCCGCGAUGAGGAUGCCACAGGAAAGUGGAUUCCGAUGGAAAAUGAUGUCUUGCCAACUAAAAUGAUGUUUGACACAGGAUUUACUCAUAGUUUUCUAGACCCGGAUAUAAUGGACGCAGUUGUGGAAGCCAUUAAGGAUGCUCUAGGAAGAUACCAACCUCGAAAAGUUAAGGGCUUUGAGCUUUGCUAUGACUUGACCCAGCUAUAUUCUGUUAGCUUGGAUGAGGUAGCUAAGAUCACUUUUGAGUUCAAUUAUACCACCGAUAUUCAUAUGUUUUCUUUUCAUCUUUGGGAACGACAAAACGAGAAUCAAUUGAUUUGCUUAAGACUCCGUAGAGGACCCCCAAAAGAAAACAUAUUUGGUAACAAUCUAAUGCGAGAGGUAAACAUAGGAUAUACUCUUGACGAAGAUGAUUUGGCCAUGUAUUUUCAUCGCCAGCAUUGUACGUAA